This is a messenger RNA of Tremella mesenterica DSM 1558, 1653 nucleotides long. RefSeq lists its product as uncharacterized. NCBI's taxonomy places the organism in Eukaryota, Fungi, Basidiomycota, Tremellomycetes, Tremellales, Tremellaceae. The record is from RefSeq and is a predicted model, not a curated record. The coding region runs from base 1 to 1653 and encodes 550 amino acids. The transcript is spliced from 3 exons.
AUGACCACAGAUGCGGGCAGGGAAGACCACAUAAGGAAAGGCUCCCCUCACGGUUCACCACUGGGAGAUGUAGAGACAGAGCUCUCAGCAAGUGAAAUCAAUAGAAUACUUAGACAAUUGGAGGGCGAGUGGGACGGAGAUUCUUCAUCAGACUCUGAUUAUGAUUCAUCUUGUGGUGAUGUCGAGGAAAUUGGCGCAGGAGUACCAAUCUCACUGGCGGACAUUAAUGAUGAGCUUUCUGGUUUUGGAGGAGGAAGUUCCAAAAGGACGCCCUUGACGUACACAUCAAGUGUCAGUGAUGAAGAUACCCAGGCCCCCUACAAUCUAGGAGCUGGAUGGAUGGCAGAGGAUGAAUCAAUGAUCAACACUCCCUUUGGAAAGCUCUGCCAAGACGUAAGCAGAAACGUCUUGAGGGAUCCGGACCCCAUUUUCUCCGCCCUCGAACUUGAGCCUGAACAAAAGGAUUACUUUCAGUCAUUCCUUGACUCACGAGCUUCUGAAACUGUCAAGCUUUCUAAGCGCUGCUUGGAAAUAGGACAAGCUGCAAAGACUCUGCAAGACCAGCUGUUGCUGAUGCUUGGAGCUGAGAAGCUGGUGAACAGCGAUGAUGUGCUCACAGAGUUGGAAAACGCAGUGAUGAACCAGAACUGGGAGGUGGCAGCUUCUAUCCUGGUGGCUCUUCGAUCAAUUAAGUGCAUAGAUUUCCGUAAAGGAGAUAAGGUUCGGACUGCACUUGAAGCUCUGCAGACUUUGGGGCAGGGGGCAGAGGCUUUUCACCCUGACAGGACGGAACAUGAUUGGGACAGACAGAGCUCAAAGGCUAGGAAGGAAAGCAGGACAGCAACCAGAACAGGAGGGCUGAGUUACAGCAGAAAGAACAGUUCACCUGUAGAGUACAGAGAACCUGCAUCUAGACUGACUGUUCACCCUAGGACUUCAUCAGAUCCAUCAGACAGCACUUCAUCAAUAUCAUCAGAAGAGUUCUCAAAAUUUGCUCAUAAGAACUCACCAUAUAGCCAUACGGAUGAACAAGUACAAUCGGAUGGAGAUGAAGACCCUGAUCUCAUACCUCUUAUCAGACAAACCGCUCAGGAGUGUCUGAAGCGGGCAACCGAUUUCAGUAGGUUUCAAAGGAAAUCGUCAAGACACAAGGGUCCCAUGACUUUCCAAAACCCGCUGUAUUCUAUCAGAGAGGAGGGCACUUUCCUGCUGUGCGCCAGCCCAGAUGACAAAUACGCACAGCACAUGUCAGACAAGCUGGCUUUCACAGCAGCUCUUCAAACAGUCUUGAAUCGAUUUGAAUAUUUAGAUCACGGCUCCGAUAGAUCUCCUUCUUUUGACAGUUCGGAGGGGAUGCCGCUGGUGGAUGAUUUCAUUGCGGCAUGCAAAGCCCAGGAUUGGGGUGGGGCGGGAGACUUAGGAGGUGGGGGAAGUUUUGAGGCGUGGGUGAUCAAUUGGCUGCAGCCAGAGAGAUUAGUGCAUGUAUGUGAGUCUCAUGUUCCCGUCACUGCCAGUACUUAUGCCGAGAUCGACAACUCUCGAGCGGAGUGUAAGACGCAAUCGAUCAGUACCGAAAACGUCUCCAAUGCAGAGAGUCAAUUGAAGAGAAAGAGUAUGCAUUCUAUCAUUCUAUCUACCUAUUUAUCUAUCUAA